This is a messenger RNA of Gaeumannomyces tritici R3-111a-1, 2732 nucleotides long. RefSeq names its product Delta(12) fatty acid desaturase. Gene Ontology annotation, biological process: lipid metabolic process. NCBI's taxonomy places the organism in Eukaryota, Fungi, Ascomycota, Sordariomycetes, Magnaporthales, Magnaporthaceae. The record is from RefSeq and is a predicted model, not a curated record. The transcript is spliced from 2 exons. The coding region runs from base 688 to 2139 and encodes 483 amino acids. Gene Ontology annotation, molecular function: oxidoreductase activity, acting on paired donors, with oxidation of a pair of donors resulting in the reduction of molecular oxygen to two molecules of water.
CCCGCCAUUAUAAAUUUUAAAAUUGAGGACAAAACGCAUGGCUCAUGUCAAGUGGGAGUCAAUAGCUUUUUUUUUCUCCCAGUGGCAAAUCGAUCCUCAUCAUCCCUUGCGCACCGCUCCAGCUGCAGCAGUCCGCUAACCACAGACCGGGGCUCGGACUUGCCGCUCAGUUCGUCAAUCCUUGUGGAGCGCUGCAGCCGGCAUUGAGCCAGCGACUGCCCCUGGCGGCAGCCCUUGGCGGGGACAGAGUCGUAGCAUCGUCCCCAACAAAUCCAGACACGAAUCGAACCUAGCACGGGGGUACAACUUGCCGCCGAAAAGGCAAGAGCAGAUUUUUUUAUUGUUUUUUUUUUAUAGAUAAACCACACCCGAGGAAGGAGAAACAAAUAAAGCCACCGCCGCCGUCAAACCCAGUUCUCCAUCCUGGCUCCUGGCCUCCCCUGCCUAGUCUUGUCUGCUGCUGGCUCCGGAAACCAGCACGACCGGCCCUCCUUGGGUAUUUAUGUCUUUGCACUGCCCUUGAUUCCAGCGACCUCGUGCUGGAACUCUAGAUUUAUUCGCCAACGACGGUUACUACUGGUGAGGCCACUACCUCUUUUUGCUCGUCUCGAUUAUUCGAGGGGGUUCUCGGCCAGCAGAGCAGGUUGAAGUGAAUCCCACCACCACCACACACACACCACAACCACGAUGCCCUCAACCAGGUCAACAUCGGCCAAGGUGCAGGGCCAGGACCCCGUCCAGCGCCGCACCACCACCAGCGCCGACUCGGAUGUCUCGGCGCCCAAUACCGCACUUCACUCGCCCAUGGACUCUCCCCGCCACUCGGCCUCGUCCACCUCCCUCUCCUCUCUCUCGUCGGCCGACCCCGCAGAAAAGAAGGCUGCCGGUGCCCAGCAGUACGGCAAACUCCUGGACACGUACGGCAACGUCUUCGAGAUUCCUGAUUUCACCAUCAAGGAUAUCCACGAUGCCAUCCCGAAGCACUGCUUCGAGCGCUCCGCCAUCCGCAGCCUGAGCUACGUCUUCCGGGACAUGCUCCUACUUGGAACCACUUUCUACAUUUACUACAACCAUGUCACCCCCGAAAACAUCCCCUCCAAGCCCCUCCGUGUCGGGCUCUGGGCUCUGUACACCGUUCUCCAGGGCCUCUUCGGUACCGGCCUCUGGGUUCUGGCCCAUGAGUGUGGUCACCAGGCCUUCUCCCCCUCCAAGACUCUCAACAACCUGGUCGGCUGGAUCGUCCACUCGGCUCUCCUGGUCCCUUACUUCAGCUGGCAAAUGUCCCACAGCAAGCACCACAAGGCCACGGGCCACAUUGAGCGCGACAUGGUCUUCGUGCCCCGCACUCGCGAGCAGCACGCCACCAGGCUCGGCCGCAUGGUCCACGAACUCUCGGAGAUGACCGAGGAGACCCCCAUUUACACUCUCCUGCACCUUGUUGGCCAGCAGCUCUUCGGAUGGCCCCUGUACAUCAUCGCCAACGUGACGGGCCACAACUACCACGAGCGCCAGCGCGAGGGCCGUGGCAAGGGCAAGAAGAACGGCUUCUUCGGUGGCGUUAACCACUUCAACCCUAGCAGCCCCCUCUAUGAGAACAAGGACGCCGGCAAGGUGCUGCUGAGCGACCUCGGUAUCGGCCUUGCCAUCACCGGGCUGGUGUACCUCUGCCGCACAUUCGGCUUCCAGAACAUGCUGGUUUGGUACUUUAUCCCGUACCUCUGGGUCAACCACUGGCUGGUCGCCAUCACCUUCCUGCAGCACACCGACCCUUCGCUGCCGCACUACACGGCUGAGGAGUGGAACUUCGUCCGGGGCGCCGCCGCCACCGUCGAUCGCGAGUUCGGGUUCGUCGGCCGCCACCUGUUGCACGGCAUCAUCGAGACACAUGUGCUGCACCACUAUGUUAGCACCAUCCCGUUCUACAACGCCGAUGAGGCCACCGAGGCCAUCAAGGGUGUCAUGGGCAAGCACUACCGCAGCGACACGGCCGGCGGACCUGCCGGUUUCCUUGCUGCUCUGUGGAAGAGCAGCCGUAUGUGCCAGUGGGUUGAGCCCAGCGCCGAGGCCACUGGUGCCGGCAAGGGCGUCUUGUUCUUCCGCAACCGCAACAGCAUCGGUACUAAGCCUAUGAAGCUAUAGGCUCAGUAAAGGAGCCAAGUCGGAGCUAUAACUCUGUCAGCUGACGCAAGGACAGACGGUUCCUGGCCCAAGGCUUCUAUUAGCCGACAGACUCGUUUCGGAUUGGUAGGCGGCGCUUGGGUUCCUGUUAGCAUACGAAUUCCAAAUGGGCAUGUCCAGUAUUGGGGUUGAUGGCCUUGUCCACAGCUCUUGGCAAUUCUCGGCCGCGGCGGCAGCCUUUGCCUUUUCUUUUACUGUUACUUUUCCCCUAUGUUAUGCAUCAUCGAUCGUAUAUUCAGAGAAGGAAGCCGUCGGGGACACGAGCUCUCUUAUUCCAGGCAGACAGACCGGCGGGAUGGCUGAGACUAGAUGAAGGUGGUGCAAAGACUUAGAAGAAGGAUGAUGAAGCCCGAAAGCAGAAGAGGCGGGUUGGGGACGAUGGCCAGGCUAGAGAGGCUGUGGAUUGGAACAUUUUGGGAGGUUCGCUUGAUGGCGUCACUAGGAGUUUAUGAACGCGACAUAGAUUAUGACUUUUUCCACCUUGGCCCCACCACGAACGACUAUGUGACUGACGACGUCAGGUUUGUAAGUAGUCGGCGGAGAAGAGAGAUUUG